Molecule: messenger RNA, 2748 nt
Organism: Rotaria socialis
Lineage: Eukaryota; Metazoa; Rotifera; Eurotatoria; Philodinida; Philodinidae
Source: the annotation of a GenBank genome assembly
AUGUCCAACGUAUCAGAAAAGUUUCAGUUUGUCUACAGUUAUCAACUUGAAGAUCGUAUACAAAUAAAAAUUGGUUCAGUCGACGGUGAACGACCUCAACCAGCUUCAAAUGAUUUAUUUCAUUCGAAAAAUUCAUCAUUUAUUCGUAGUUUAAAUGAUACAAAACAUAGUGAACCUUAUGUGGUUUGUCAAGUUUUUUCCGAUGGACAACCAUUGUGUAUGCCUGUUCAAACAUCUUUUAAACCAUUUAACGAUAGAUGGAAUUGGAACGAAUGGUUAACAUUACCAUUGAGAUAUUGUGAUUUACCUCGGCAUUCUAUUUUAACUUUAUGCAUUCAUGAAAUUUUUUCACCAACUGAUACAAGAAUUGUUGGCAGUACAACAAUAUCGUUAUUUGCAUCUGAUGGAACAUUCCGACGUGGUAUCUAUGAUUUAAAAUUAUGGCCGAAAACUCCACCCGAUGUUAGAUUUAAUUCUUCAACAUUAGGAAAAAUUGAACCAACAUUAAAUUCAGAACCAAUUCUUAAUAAUUAUAAAAAUAAAACUCCAACAAAUCUACAAAAUAAUUCGAAACAAAUAGCAACAGAAACGCCGGUUAUUACAUGGAAUGACGAAAGUGAAUAUCCGAUGUUGGAUGAAUUCAGUCGAAUAUCAAAAUUAAUUAAAACGCAUUGCGAUGGCCAUACGAUAAAUCAAGAAUGGCUUGAACAAUUAAUAUUACCUAAAACACAUUCAUCCUUGGAUACGGAACGAUCAAAUACGAAAUCAAUGCUUCUAUUGAUUGAGUUUGCGCGAACAAUGAUGGGCAAUAGUGAAUGUUCUGUGAUUUAUUUUGAGCCGAGCUUUAAUGAUAUCAUUAACUAUCCAAUUGGUUAUACAGAUUUAGUUGUUUUUGAUCCUGAACUCAAUCUCGAAAAUAUUGUUGAAAGUAAACAUUUAAAAUUAGCACGCAGUGGUCGUAAAGCUAUGGAUAAAGAAUUAAAGCCAGCACGUGAACAACAUGAUAAACUCAUGGAAAUCUUGGAAUAUUCACCCGGACAAUUUCUUCCGAUUGAAGAACAAGAUUUAGUGUGGAAGUACCGAUUUUUCUUAUCGCAACAUAAAAAAGCACUUGCAAAAUUUCUUCAAUGUGUUCACUGGGAUAAGGAAGAAGAAGUUAAACAAGCACUUGAUCUAUUACAACAAUGGGUUACAAUGGAUACGGAAGAUGCGCUUGAAUUACUUGGUCCAGCCUAUCAUCAUCCUAAAGUUCGUUCUUACGCUGUUGCGAGAUUGAGACAAGCAUCCGAUGAAGAUCUUCUUUUAUAUCUUUUACAAUUGGUACAAGCUCUCAGAUAUGAACGUUAUGAUUUAAUCAACGCUUAUCUUGUUGAUGCUGCUGGCGAAGACCAAAACAGUUUAAAUAGUAGUAGUGAAAACUAUGCAAACGUUGUCGUUCCAUCUGAUUCGUCUUCGGUUGAUUCAACAAAAUUCUGCUGUCCACCAAUUGAUUUAUCCACGUUUUUAAUUCAACGAGCAUGUGAAAAGCCAAUAAUUGCAAAUUAUUUAUUUUGGUAUGCAUAUGUUGAAUGUGAAAAUACUAGUUCAUUGAAAGAUAAAGCUACAAGUGAUAUGUAUGAAGCAUUCGUUGAACGACUUAGUAUCACACUUAAAACGAAAAAUGAGCAAACACAACAAGUUCGUUUAUCAAUUGAAGCACAAAAGAAAUUUGUUGAUAAACUUGUCGAAUUAACCAAUAUUGUUAAACGAGUACAAGGUUCAGCGAAAGUUAAAGAAGACAAGUUGCGCAGUUUAUUAUUAGAGGGCGAUGAUUCGCCGGUGAAAUUUAAUUUUCUUAAUUUUGACCCAAUAUCGUUACCAUUAGAUCCUGAAAUUAAAAUUCGACGAAUUAUUCCGGAAAAAAUUCGAAUAUUCAAAAGUGCAAAAUUACCGUUUCUUUUUGUAUGUGAAACAACGCAAGGUGAAGAAUAUCCAAUUAUAUUUAAAUAUGGCGAUGAUCUCCGACAAGAUCAACUUAUCCUACAGAUUGUUACUUUAAUGGAUCGAAUUCUUCGAAAAGAAAAUAUAGAUUUGAAAUUAACACCAUAUAAAGUCUUAUCGACAAGUUUGAAACAUGGUUUUGUUCAAUAUAUUGAAUCACAACCAUUGCAAAAGAUCCUCGAAGGUAAUCGCACGAUUCGUCAAUAUCUACAAAGUAAAGUAACUGUAACGAAUACGGAUGAUACGGUUUUGAACGAAACGGGUAUUCCUCGAGAAAUGAUGGAUGCCUAUGUGAAAAGUUGUGCUGGUUAUUGUGUCGUGACAUAUUUGUUGGGCAUAGGCGAUCGACAUCUUGAUAAUUUACUAUUACGAGAUUCAGGCCAAUUGUUUCAUAUUGAUUUUGGUUUUAUUAUGGGCCGAGAUCCCAAACCAUUACCACAAGCAAUGCGAGUUUCAAGAGAUAUGAUGGAAAUGUUGGAUGAAAAACAUUUAUUCGACUUUUCACGGCAUUGUUUUACUGCUUUUAUUAUCCUACGAAAACAUGCGAAUGUUUUUGCAAAUUUAUUUUCACUUAUGUUAGAUGCAAAUAUACCUGAUAUCGCAUUGGAACGAGAUAAAACAGUUAAAAAAUUACUUGAUAAAUUUCGCCUGGAUUUAGAUCCUGAAAAAGCCACAAGCUAUUUGAAAGAUUUAAUUGAUUCUAGUAAAGGCGCUAUUGUGCCACAAUUUUAUGAUUAUUUACAUAAGUGGGCUCUUGCGUUUCGAUGA